UGUGUGACACUGACUUCCUGCUCUUAAAACCACAAAAAAUGUUUUGUCAGUAAUCAGCUUUUAUUGUCUGCUUGGUAAAUUGUCGUUUUCAUGAGGUUUAUUUAUCUCACUUUUAUUACAGAUAUUGGAAUAAAAAAAUUUUGUUCCACCCAUAUUAUACAUACACAACACCUAAUUCACAUGUUUCUUUAUUUUACCAAUCUUUAUACCUGUGUCAUAUAAUGUAAUGGUGUCCUUUCAGGUCAACAGCAAUGGUUGUUGUGGCAUUUGUAGCUGCUACAGAUUUGAGGAUCCUAAUGGAGGAGCUGUCACGUGAACCAUCACCUCCUCGCCAGUGGAUCGGCAGUGAGUCCUGGGUAACCAACCAAGAUUUGCUGAGGUUCAGCUUCUGUGCUGGAGCCAUUGGAUUUGGGAUUCAGCGAUCUGUCAUUCCAGGUGUGAGAGAAUUCUUGCUGGAUCUCUCUCCCACCAAAGUGGCUGCGUCUCCAGUGCUUACUGAGUUCUGGGAGGAGGCAUUCAACUGCAGGCUGGGAAAAACUGCAGCCGUGGAUGAGAGAGUGUGUGAUGGAUCUGAAGACAUACAGACGCUCCAGAGCCAAUACACUGACACAUCUCAGCUCCGAAUCACUAACAUGGUGUACAAGGCUGUUUAUGCAAUAGCACAUGCCAUUCAUAAUUCAGUGUGUCAGGAAACAAAUUCUACAACUCAGUGCGACAAAACCACCAGGAUAGAGUCCAAACAGCUUCUCACUCAGCUGACGAAAGUAAAUUUUUCCCAAAAUGGUUAUGAUGUGUCAUUUGAUGCCAAUGGGGAUCCUGUGGCCACAUAUGAGCUGGUUAACUGGCAGAAAAGUGAAAGCGGCAGCCUUGAGUUGGUGACAGUAGGUUUCUAUGAUGCAUCACUGCCGGCGGGCCAGGAGUUCAGUAUCAACAGGAACCUCACCUGGAUGGAAGGUAGAACACAAGUCCCUGUGUCAGUGUGCAGUGACAGCUGUCCUCCAGGAACUCGUAAAGUGCUGCAGAAAGGAAAACCCAUCUGCUGCUAUGAUUGUAUACUGUGUCCUGAGGGAGAGAUUAGCAAUGCUACAGAUUCUCCUGAUUGUUUCCCUUGUCCCAAGGAGUUCUGGCCUAAUGCAGAGAGAGACUCUUGUCUCCCCAAACCUGUAGAGUUUCUGUCCUUUGACGAGGUCCUAGGAAUCAUCCUGGCUGCAUUCUCAGUUGCUGGUGCCUGUCUUGCCAUUAUAACAGCGGCUGUGUUCUUUCAUCACAGGACAUCCCCGAUUGUCAGGGCCAACAACUCUGAGCUGAGCUUCCUGCUGCUCUUCUCCCUGACUCUCUGUUUCUUAUGUUCAUUAACUUUCAUUGGAGCACCCACUGAGUGGUCCUGCAUGCUGCGCCACACAGCAUUUGGGAUCACCUUCGUCCUCUGCAUCUCUUGUGUUCUUGGGAAAACAAUAGUUGUGCUGAUGGCCUUCAAAGCUACACUCCCAGGUAGUAACGUCAUGAAAUGGUUUGGUCCUCCACAGCAAAGAAUGACUGUGGUGUCUUUUACAUUUGUUCAAGUUUUAAUAUGUACCAUUUGGUUGGUUCUUAGUCCCCCUUUUCCAAAGAAAAACCUGACCACAUACAAAGAGAGGAUCAUCCUGGAGUGUGCAUUGGGCUCAGAUAUUGGGUUCUGGGUUGUGCUCGGGUACAUCGGCCUGCUGGCUGCCUUUUGCUUAGUGUUAGCUGUCUUAGCCCGCAAACUACCUGAUAAUUUUAAUGAAGCCAAGCUUAUCACCUUCAGCAUGUUGAUAUUCUGUGCAGUGUGGAUCACCUUUAUCCCAGCGUAUGUCAGCUCUCCUGGGAAAUUUACUGUGGCUGUGGAGAUUUUUGCCAUUCUGGCCUCCAGUUUUGGAUUGAUUCUGUGUAUAUUUGCUCCAAAGUGUUUCAUCAUAUUGUUUAGGCCAGAGAAGAACACCAAGAAAUUUUUAAUGAACAAAACUUAAUGUAAGACAUCUGAUAUAAUAAAUAAUUAUCGGCCCAAGGUACCAUAGGGCUACGUCAUUCACACAUUGAAUCUUGCUGGUUUAAAAAUGUAUGUGCAUGAUUUAGAAUGACAUAUUUUCUAGAUUUCUGUAAAAUAUUUAAAUAUCCUUUGAGAUACUUAAAUUUAAAAUUUAAUCAGAGUUUGAACAUAUUGUUCAAAUUCUGAUUUCCUCUGCCAAGGGGUUCGUCUUUUGAGUCUGUUUUCCUUUGUUUUUCUGUUUGUCAACAUGACUACACAGAACUUUGUGGAAGGGUGAAAUAAUGACAAAGGAAGAACCCACUAAAUAUUGGAUUGGAACUGAGUCACAGGGAUUGUUUCUUAUUUUGUUUCAUGUUUGUGUGAGUAAGGGCCGUGAGCCCUUGGCAGGAUACUUUCUAUACAUUUUUUGCCAGACUCCAGUCCUGACCUCCAGACUCAUGACUCGUCUUCUGGAUAAAUCCACCAAUGUUGACAGUCUCCAGAGUAGUCCAACCAAAACCAUCAGCUUCCUGGCCAACCUCCAGAGGAUUUCCAUUUUCACUGCAGUCAUCCUCAUGAGUGGCAUUGCAUGU
Molecule: messenger RNA, 2580 nt
Organism: Scatophagus argus
Lineage: Eukaryota; Metazoa; Chordata; Actinopteri; Scatophagidae
Product: extracellular calcium-sensing receptor-like
Exons: 5
Coding region: 252-1988 (578 amino acids)
Biological process (GO): G protein-coupled receptor signaling pathway
Cellular component (GO): membrane
Molecular function (GO): G protein-coupled receptor activity
Source: RefSeq, a predicted model, not a curated record